AUGCACACUCACGGCAUCAUGGCCAGCACUCAGGAGCGCCUGAGCUUGUCUUCCUCUCCAAACUCCCUCAGCAAAGCCUUCUGUGAAGAGAAGGACUCGAGCAGGCUCCAGGAGGAGCACUCACCGGCCGGGAAGCACCCGUCCCCCGAGGCGCUGGAGAAGGGCCCGCUGCAGACGGAGCUCCCCGAGCAGGUGAGCAGCCCGGUGACCACGGCCGUGCUGAGCAGUGUCAGUGAGGACUCCAGGGAGCAGUUUGAGAACAGCGUGCUGCAGCUGCGGGAGCAGGACGAGGCUGAGACCCCCCUUCCUCAGGGCAACAGGAGCACUGGGGACGGGGAGAGCAACGGUGGAGGGGACGACGUCAAAGUCCAGUUCAACAGAUCGGGCAGCGGAAGCGGCGGGUUCCUGGAGGGGCUCUUUGGUUGUCUGAGGCCCGUGUGGAACAUCAUAGGCAAGGCGUACUCCACAGACUACAAGCUACAGCAGCAAGAUACCUGGGAGGUGCCAUUCGAGGAGAUCUCAGAGCUGCAGUGGCUGGGCAGUGGUGCCCAGGGAGCUGUCUUCCUGGGCAAAUUCCGGGCAGAGGAGGUGGCCAUCAAGAAAGUGAGAGACCAGAACGAAACGGAUAUCAAGCACCUGCGGAAGCUCAAACACCCGAACAUCAUCGCCUUCAAGGGAGUUUGCACUCAAGCCCCAUGCUACUGUAUCAUCAUGGAGUACUGUGCCCAUGGACAGCUCUACGAAGUCCUGCGAGCAGGACGGAAGGUCACCCCUCGGUUGCUUGUGGAUUGGUCCACAGGGAUUGCCAGUGGGAUGAAUUAUCUGCACCUUCACAAAAUCAUCCAUCGAGACCUCAAGUCACCAAAUGUUUUAGUUACACACACAGAUGCAGUAAAAAUUUCUGAUUUUGGUACAUCUAAAGAACUCAGUGAUAAAAGUACCAAGAUGUCCUUUGCUGGAACGGUGGCUUGGAUGGCCCCAGAGGUGAUCCGCAACGAGCCCGUCUCUGAGAAGGUGGAUAUCUGGUCGUUUGGGGUAGUUUUAUGGGAGCUGCUCACAGGAGAGAUUCCCUACAAGGAUGUGGACUCUUCAGCCAUCAUCUGGGGAGUGGGCAGUAACAGCCUGCACCUUCCUGUCCCUUCCACCUGCCCAGAUGGCUUCAAAAUCCUCAUGAAGCAGACCUGGCAGAGCAAGCCCCGGAACCGUCCCUCCUUUCGGCAGACGCUGAUGCACCUGGAUAUUGCAUCUGCUGACGUGCUGGCCACUCCUCAGGAAACCUACUUCAAGUCACAGGCUGAAUGGAGAGAAGAAGUGAAGAAACACUUUGAGAAAAUUAAAAGUGAAGGAACUUGCAUCCACCGGCUAGAUGAAGAAUUGAUUCGUCGUCGAAGAGAAGAGCUGAGACAUGCCUUGGAUAUCCGUGAACACUACGAGAGGAAGCUGGAGAGAGCCAAUAACUUGUACAUGGAGCUCAGUGCUAUUAUGCUGCAGCUGGAGGUCCGUGAGAAGGAGCUCAUAAAGAGGGAACAAGCAGUGGAAAAGAAGUACCCUGGGACUUACAAACGCCACCCAGUCAGACCAAUAAUCCACCCCAAUACAGUGGAGAAGCUGAUGAAGAGGAAAGGAGUCUCCCAUAAACCAGGCAGCCAGACUAAACGGCCAGAUCUGCUGAAGUCAGAGGGCAUCCCCAGUGCAGAAGCAGCAUCCAAUGGCUCACCAGUCUCAGGAAGCCCCAAGAUCCACGGCCACCCCCACGGCCAUCCCUCGAGGCUCCACGCCCACGGGCAAGAUAUCGCCAACUGCGCGAACAACCUGAGGUACUUCGGCCCUGCGGCCGCCCUGAGGAGCCCCCUCAGCAACCACGCCCAGAGGAGGAUGUCUGGUUCCAGCCCUGACCUCAUCUCUGCUGCCAUGGAGGCAGAUUGCAGGAGGAACCUGGAGAGCAAAGAGAGCAAAGCUGAUCGUUGGGAGUGUUGCCAAACGGAUGCGUACGAUUCGUGUCUGCAGUGCAGGGACGGGGACAGGGGUGAGGUGCAGAUGGCCUCUGUUGACAGGGGGGUGAGCCAUCCUCAGGCACCAGCCUCUGCUUCCCUCUAUGAAAACGCACAGUUCAUGGAGAAGAUGGAGGAAGAGGAGUUCAGCAACUCAAAGUCAGCGUCCGCCCUCGGCACUCCCCAGCACGUGGCGUCCUCAGUGCUGCCUGGCAAAGCAAGGCCCCUUCAAAAGAGUGGUGAUGACUCUUCAGAAGAGGAAGAGGGUGAAGUAGACAGUGAAGUGGAGUUUCCUCGUAGACAAAGACCUCACCGCUGCAUCAGCAGCUGCCAGUCCUACUCAACCUUCAGCUCGGAGAACUUCUCCGUGUCCGACGGAGAGGAGGGGAACACAAGUGACCAUUCCAACAGCCCGGAUGAGCUGGCCACCAAACUGGAAGAUGAGCUGGCUGAGAAGCUGGAGGAUAUGUUGUCCCAGACUCCAGAGAUCCCCAUUGAAAUCUCCACCCAGUCUGAUGGGCUUUCAGACAAAGAGUGUGCCGUGCGGAGAGUCAAGACUCAGAUGUCUCUGGGCAAGCUUUGCACAGAUGAACACAGCUGUGAGGUGAGCUGUAACUUCAG
Molecule: messenger RNA, 2612 nt
Organism: Merops nubicus (carmine bee-eater)
Lineage: Eukaryota; Metazoa; Chordata; Aves; Coraciiformes; Meropidae
Gene: MAP3K13
Product: mitogen-activated protein kinase kinase kinase 13
Exons: 13
Biological process (GO): protein autophosphorylation; JNK cascade
Molecular function (GO): ATP binding; JUN kinase kinase kinase activity
Source: RefSeq, a predicted model, not a curated record